Molecule: messenger RNA, 13456 nt
Organism: Corythoichthys intestinalis (scribbled pipefish)
Lineage: Eukaryota; Metazoa; Chordata; Actinopteri; Syngnathiformes; Syngnathidae
Gene: rabl2
Product: RAB, member of RAS oncogene family-like 2
Exons: 8
Coding region: 452-1117 (221 amino acids)
Biological process (GO): regulation of exocytosis
Molecular function (GO): GTP binding; GTPase activity
Source: RefSeq, a predicted model, not a curated record
AGACACCAUCCUUCCGGAAGGGGUCCUUUGAGCGUCUCCGUUGCAUAGGAACAAACAGCCAACACGGAUUUAUUCAUUUUCCAAACGAGAACAUCACAAACGCCAUUUAAUUGACGGCGAUAGAAUGAAAUACAAAAUUUGACCUAAAAUCUAAUGAAGGAUAGCUGUAAAACAUGAAUUAAUAUCAGCCGUAACGCCAAUUCGGUAACUUGUUAGCUAAUUAGCAAGUCCGGUUGCACAAAUCCUCUAGUGUAAAUGCAUUGAAAUGUUUCCUCGGCUACAAUCGUCGGUUUUAUUUUACCUGAGCUAAAGGCUAACUCGUUUUGACGUGUGUCAAAUGUUCACGAGUGUUUAGCUUGUGAAGCCAUUUUGUCACAAUGUUUAAAUCCUCUUAAAACGAAGUGGAUGCGAAUAAAAAUACGCACGAGGAGGAGGUGACAGUGCUGAAGAAAUGGCCGCCGACGAUGAUAAAAGCAUCCCUGAGCUGGACCAAAAAAAGUACGACGCGGACGAACAUGUCAAGAUAAUAUGUCUGGGAGACAGUGCCGUCGGGAAAUCCAAGUUGAUGGAGCGAUUUCUCCUGGACGAAUAUCAACCGCAGCAGCUUUCCACGUAUGCUUUGACACUCCACAAACACAAAGCCACGGUGGCUAAUAAGACAGUGGCAGUAGAUUUCUGGGACACGGCCGGUCAAGAGAGGUUUCAGAGCAUGCAUGCUUCCUACUACCACAAAGCGCACGCAUGCAUCAUGGUUUUUGACGUCCAGAGAAAGAUCACCUACAAGAACUUAGCCAACUGGUAUGCAGAGCUGAGGGAGUACAGGCCCGAGAUCCCGUGUUGUGUGGUUGCCAACAAAAUAGACGCCGACCAGAAGGUGACGCAACGGAGUUUCAACUUUGCCAAGAAGAAAGGACUCCCUUUUUAUUUUGUUUCUGCAGCCAACGGCACGAACGUCGUCAAGAUGUUCCGGGAGAUGAUCAAGCGAGCUGUGGAAUACAAGCAAAACCCCAAUGACUUCAUGGACGAAGUUAUGCAAGAACUUGAAAAGUUCGAGUUGGACAAGAAUGACGCACAUUCGGACGCAGAAGGAGACGUCAACAGGGACAACAGCCCAUAGUUGCCAUGAUACGUUAAUGGAGCCUCACGUUGGUGGCCCUUGCUUUCCUACGUUGUUACCCAUCCCCCCUCCCUUUAUUCAAAUUAUAAAUUGAAUAUUUUGUUUAAAGCAGACACGAUCAUAUCGUUUGAGCUGAAAAAAUUCUCAAAGUUGGAAACAUUUCUUGGGAAUUAAUGUGAAUUUAAAAGAAUAUGUGCAAACCACGUCUAAGACAGCACAAUACAAUAUUGAUUCUUGAAAGAGUGAUGCAAAAUUUGCCGAUAUGACAAAAAAAAAAUGCUGCAUCCAUCGAUACAAUGGUCGUUGUAUUUACAGUUAAAACUAGGGGUGUUACAAUACUUGUAAAAUAGCUCCGAACUAUUAACAUUUUUAACUCUUAGCUAGCAUUAAAUGAUCAUGUUUCACAUCCCAAUAGACGUCCAGUCAUAUUUAACGGGGGUUGUCAGCAAUCGCACAUCAGCCAAUGAAUUAAAAGCCAGUCAAUCAUUUGUAAUCUUCUUAUCAGCUCAUAUUACUCAAAUCAAGUUAUUCCCUGUACUGUUGUCACGGUACUAAAUGUUUCAACUCGAUAUCAAUGCUCAAGAAAUGCUUCAUACCAUUUUCGAUACUAUCUAAACUAAAAUCCUAAAAUGUUUUAAAGAGCAUACAACAUGAGAAAAAAAACCCUUAAAUGGCAUUAUUAUGUGAAUUAGAAUCAUAUUUUAAGACGAUUCGACUAUAUACAACAAUUUAGCAAAGUGCAGAUGACGAGAAAUUAGUCUUUUAAUCUGAUGGUUAGCCACGCCUACCAUUAUAGGGCUUUAGCGUCCCCAACAGGUGGGUGAUGUCAGCGGUAGACUGGGCUCAUCGGUUUUACUAUUCAGCCCACUGAGGUGGAAUUAUUCAGAACGAGGAAAACGCGACGAGAGCCGCAAAAUGUCAUUGUUUCAGUCUCUCCAAUAUUUUUACAGGAUAUUCUUUUUAUCCAAGUAUUUUUCCCCAAUAGCUAUACAAAUGACUUGAGAAGGACCAGUCAGCCCGUCGAGGGGGAACUAUUCACAACGAGGAAACGCGACGAAGAGAGCUGCAAAAUGUCAUUGUUUCUGUCUCUUCAAUAUUUUUACAGGAUAUUCUUUUUAUCCAAGUAUUUUCCCUAGUUGCUAAAUAAAUGGCAUGGUCAUGACAAAUAACAGUCGUGUGAUAAAUGGAAUACGAAAUCAUAAAAAUUCGUUUAUUCAGGACGACAUGGCAAAAUUACUCCAUAAUGGUCAAAACUGUCGACUUCACCUUUACUGUCGCACCUCUCGAACGAUAUUUUAUGACACCUAAAUCGGACAUAUGUCAUUUCCCUUCCCCGGCUUCGGAGAAUGCAAACAAACCAAAAGGCGUGACAGCUAGCCGACAUGCUAACCCGAACCGAGUGAUGUUUCAAAGUCUUCGAAGCAGAAAAUCACAUAACUAGCCCGGAUUAUUUCACAUGACUGGGUUGUCGAUUGUCUUCGCGGAUCGGCAAACCGCCCGGCGGGGAGCAAUUUACAGUUCGUUCCCCGGAGGAGGGCGGCUGCAGUUGUUGUGGAGCUAACGUGCUGCUAAUGUGCAUGAGGAUAGCUUUUUACAUGCCUAUCAAUGAUCAAACGUAAGUAGUCCUUUAUUUAAAGAAAGUUUGUAGUGUUUACUCUUUAAUAGCUGUAUUAAUAUUUGACAUAAUACUAAACAAGAUGUUUACUAACUUCCUCGUAAGUCCAAUGCUCCCACUCAGGGGUCGCGUUAACCGAAUAUUUUCCGUCGUUGACCGUUUUUUUAAAACGAUGACUGAAAAAACUGAAGUUCAUCCGUCAUUUUGACAGGUUGCAAUUCACACCCCAGACCACAGGAUGGCAAGUGAGCAUAUUAAUUAGCUAUUGUCUCUUGAUGCAUGACGUCGUUGGCCUUACUCUGAAAAAUGUCCGAACUAGCAUUCAGGUGUAGCAAACACGGAAACGUUAGGAAGCUUUGGAGAGCAUUGUCUAAGGCUACGUUCAUUCUACAGGUCUUAAUGCACGAAUCCAAUUUUUUCGUGUUUUUCCCGAGUCGAGUCAGGCAUUAACUUGACGGUCUGAAUGGGACAAGUCGCAUAGAAGUGGACCAUUUCAAAUCCGAUCUGGGUCAUUUUUGUAUGUGGUUCAAAUCCGAUCUGGGCCACAUUUUUCCAGACUGUUGUAACAAGUGUGAGCUGUGAGGUUAACAGCACCACUGAGGGAUUAGUGGGCAAAUAAGGAAGUUCUAGUUCAGCUACUAGAGGGCAGCGGCAAUGAAUAAAGACAGACUGAGUUGGUUUGAGUGAAAUAUGUAUUUUACAAAAAGUGACAAAAAAUAAAUAUUUACAAAAUACCAGUGUGUACACAAUAUACAGUUCAACAGGAAGACAAAAAUCCAGUUCACUUUCCCCACCCCAACGUUUGUAAGUAACAAACAGUCAAGAGUACAAAUGCAUGGCUUCAGUUUAUGGCAAUACAAGGUGAGUGUCCAUUAGCGCUGCUUUAUUGGUCACAAGUUGAAUGGGUAUUUGAAAUGCUUGACCCGAGUAGUGGGGAGAGGAAAAACAGGCUGCUAAGCCUCCUACCAGACCCUGACUUGUUUUGAAGACAAGGAAAAAGAGGACCGUCAGGCUCCUGGCUCAAGUUCUAGCUCGCCAUCCGUUUGUUGGAGUGGUCCCAAGGCAGGGUAGGACCAACUGGCCUGUAUGGACCAACCAACCCAAUUAAACAAUUGAAAUGACCAAAAAUGCAAUACUAUGUUAGCAAUAGCACAUUAGCACCAGAAUGCUAACUUACAAAAUAUAAUCACAAAGCACCAACAGCUUGUUAGCAUUAGCAUGUUAGCAUUAGCAUGCUAACAUACAGAAAUACACAAAUAAAGCACCUAAGGGCAGAGAAAAUCACAUGAACACAUAAAUUAGCCUAAAUUAGCAUGUGGCUAAUUCGCUAACAACAGAUGGAAAAAUUUCAGACUCACCAGUUCACGUGGAUGUAGUUGAGCACUCACACGAACAGGUCCCCAACACAACUAAAAGGUCUGGUUCUGCAGCUGUUGCUCCUUGGCUUCUCUCCCACACGACUGAAGGGAGAGGAGUCAAGGAAGCUUAUAUAGUGCCUAGGUGACUGGUGAUUGGAUAAUUGGUGUAAUGUGACUUGUCAUGUGCUGUUUUCUUGCAUUCAGGGAGUGUGGGAAAAACAAGUCCUGGCUAAAAUCAGGGAAUCUUAACCCAUGUUACACCGUCGCGGCGGUCUGUACCAUCCAGUGUCCCAAAUCCGAUUUCAGCUGUGCGUUAUUAGCGCCUAGCUUGCAGUGAACACGGCUUUUGGGGAACAAAAGCUUGACAACAGUCAUAAAAAAAAAUAAAAAUGGGUUGAAGAUAAGCAUGAGAAAGAGCAGAGAGAAAACCGAUCAAUGUGAGCUAUAUUUCAACAUUUCCUACACGGCCGAGAGUCGGGAGAGGGGUCUGGCUGCAGCCCGUCUUGGAGAGUCGGGGCAAACUGCCCGUAUGUGUGUGUGACAUGCACGGACAGUGCAUGCAUGCUAUCCAUCCAUAUAAACUGUGAAUAUAAGUCUAAACGGGGAUUAUUUAUGUCUCUUAUUUGUCUCCUCCUUUUGAAAAGCAAAAUAUGAUAUCCCUGGAAUGACUGAUGACUUGUCAUUUGUUUUGAUGCUUCUGCGCACCGGCGCGUGUCGGACUGCGAAUUAGAGCGCAUGCGUAAUACUUGAAAGACCUGUAGUAUGAACGUAGCCUAAUUGAAUGAGCAGGGACAAACAGCUUGGAGUCAGAAGUACGUGCGCUAUUCUCAAACCUGAACGCACCCCGAGUCUUGGAUGACAAAUCAACAGAGCAGAGAGUAGACACAACAAGGCUGGUAGUUUCUUCAAUUUAUUCAGAGUUGAGUAAGUAACGCACCGCUUUUGACUAACACUGCUAUUGAAUAUGUCUCUAUUAUCAUUUUAAAAAUUUAAGUGACGGGUAAAAAUAGAUUAUGACCGGAUUUUUAUGACCCUGUCAGUCAAAAUGACAGACAACGAAAAAGUCUAGCGCAACCUCUGCUCCCACUGUAGUCGGGCUUGUUUUGGCCAAUAUCCACGGUGAAUGGGAACCUUUUGAAACUCCAAAAAGGCGCAUACGCCUCUCCCUCAUACAGAAUGAUUUUUCUGCAGCCGUUUGGCUGGCGUGAUGCGAAAAAUAAACGUAUUAAUCCGCAAAAUCAGCUGAAUCCUUCGUCCUCAUACACAACAGUACGCUGUAUAGUGAAGAGGACACCUUCUACCGUACACGUCACAGCGCCCUCCUCCUCAAUGCAAGACCGAAGCCGGAAGUCACUCAUUUUCAUGGCGCGGAAUUAAAAAAACUAAAUAAAUAUAGCGAUCGCUUCCACACACAUCCAAGCGGUCCAUAUCUUUCAGGAGCAUAAAAUACCGCGUGUAUUAUGAAAUAAACAUGCUUUUUCGUGUCACAUGCACUUUAAAUUAACUCUGGCUCUUCAUUGGUGGACAUUGUUUCGACUCAAAAAACCUUCAAAUUGCUCCAAAGUUAACGGGAAGUGACCUGGACAUGUCCUGAAAUAAACAGGAAAUAACCCGGAAAUGCUCUACAGAUCAACAGGAAGUGACCCAGAUAUGCCCCAAAUUCGACAUGAAGUGACCAAUCAACAAAGUGACCUGGAAAUGUCUUAGAAUCAACAUGAUAUAACCCAAAAAGUACUGUAAGUAACCCGAAAUCAACAGGAAGUGACUUGCAAAUAUCCCAAAUUCAACAGGAAGUGACUGAUAAGCAGAAAGUGACCUGGAUAUGUUCUCUAUUCAACAUGAAAUAACCCCAAAUGUACUGUAAGUGACCGAGAAUCAACAGAAAGUGACCCAUAAGUGCCCCAAAACCGACAUAAAGUAACCCAAAAUCAACAGGAAGGGACCCAGAAAAUGCCCAGAAAUCAACGGGAAGUGACCAACGAACAGGAAAUGACCCGGAAAUGUCCUAGAAUCAACAUAAAAUAACCCAAAGUGUACUGUAACUGACCAAAAAUCAAAAUAAAGUGACCCAAAACCAACAGGAAGUCACCCGGAAACGGCCCAAAAUCAACAGCAAGUACCCAGAAAUGCCCCAAAAUCAACUGGAAGUGACCAAUCAACAGGACACGACCCGGAAAUGCCCUAAAAUCAACAGGAAAUACCUAAAAAUAUACCGUAAGUCACCAAAAAUGAACAGGAAGUGACCCAGAAAUGCCCAGAAAUCAACGGGAAGUGACCAACGAACAGGAAAUGACCCGGAAAUGUCCUAGAAUCAACAUAAAAUAACCCAAAGUGUACUGUAACUGACCAAAAAUCAAAAUAAAGUGACCCAAAACCAACAGGAAGUCACCCAGAAAUGCCCCAAAAUCAACAGCAAGUACCCAGAAAUGCCCCAAAAUCAACUGGAAGUGACCAAUCAACAGGACACGACCCGGAAAUGCCCUAAAAUCAACAGGAAAUACCUCAAAAUAUACCGUAAGUCACCAAAAAUGAACAGGAAGUGACCCAGAAAUGCCCAGAAAUCAACAGGAAGUGAUCAACGAACAGGAAAUGACCCGGAAAUGUCCUAGAAUCAACAUAAAAUAACCCAAAGUGUACUGUAACUGACCAAAAAUCAAAACAAAGUGACCCAAAACCAACAGGAAGUCACCCGGAAAUGCCCCAAAAUCAACAGCAAGUACCCAGAAAUGCCCCAAAAUCAACUGGAAGUGACCAAUCAACAGGACACGACCCGGAAAUGCCCUAAAAUCAACAGGAAAUACCUCAAAAUAUACCGUAAGUCACCAAAAAUGAACAGGAAGUGACCCAGAAAUGCCCAGAAAUCAACAGGAAGUGAUCAACGAACAGGAAAUGACCCGGAAAUGUCCUAGAAUCAACAUAAAAUAACCCAAAGUGUACUGUAACUGACCAAAAAUCAAAACAAAGUGACCCAAAACCAACAGGAAGUCACCCGGAAAUGCCCCAAAAUCAACAGCAAGUACCCAGAAAUGCCCCAAAAUCAACUGGAAGUGACCAAUCAACAGGACACGACCCGGAAAUGCCCUAAAAUCAACAGGAAAUACCUCAAAAUAUACCGUAAGUCACCAAAAAUGAACAGGAAGUGACCCAGAAAUGCCCAGAAAUCAACGGGAAGUGACCAACGAACAGGCAAUGACCCGGAAAUGUCCUAGAAUCAACAUGAAAUAACCCAAAGUGUACUGUAACUGACCAAAAUAAAGUGACCCAAAACCAACAGGUAGUGACCCGGAAAUGCCCCAAAAUCAACAGCAAGUACCCAGAAAUGCCCCAAAAUCAACUGGAAGUGACCAAUCAACAGGACACGACCCGGAAAUGCCCUAAAAUCAACAGGAAAUACCUCAAAAUAUACCGUAAGUCACCAAAAAUGAACAGGAAGUGACCCAGAAUCAACAGGAAGUGACCAAUAAACAAGAAAUGACUCGGAAAUGCCCCAAAAUAUACUGCAAGUCACCAAUAAUCAACAGGAAGUGACCCAUAAGUGCACCAAAACCAAAAUAAAAAUGUAAAUACCCUGUCAGCCAAUGAUUUAAAAUCAUUAGUUAGCAUAACUUAUUAGCCUUAUUAGAGACUUAAUAUCUCUUUCACCAAAUAUAAUAAUAAUGGGCGAUUUUAAAAUCCACUUAGACAAUAUCAACCUGCCUCUCACCAAGAAAUUUAAUUCCUGUUUAGAAAGUUUUGGCUGUCAGCAAUAUAUCACCUUCUCCACACACUCAAAAGGACACAUCCUGGACUUAAUCUGCUGCUCAGGCGUCACCCCCUUGAACCUCACAGCCAAUCAACUCCCAAUUACAGACCAUUUUCUCAUAUCAUUCACAGUCAGUCUCACCCUAUCCAUCCCAAAAAAAUCGCGCCUUAUCACAUUCCGGAAUUUGAGGAAUAUCACCCCAGCCACCCUCAUCUCAAGUAUCCACUCCUCCUGUCUUUCCGAAUUCCAUAAUCUAGCCAACCCCGAAGAUCUGGCUUCCCAUUACAAUAAAGGACUUGCCAACAUUCUCAAUACCCUCGCCCCAUUGAAAACCCGAUCCGUCCGCUUCACUAUCUCUGCCCCUUGGUUCACUCCCACUCUACGUCACAUGAAGGCUAACGGUCGUCGGCUGGAACGCCUCUCCCUGAAAACAGGUCUAACUAUCCAUAAAGAAAUGUACAAAAACCACAUAUCAGCCUACAAGGCUUCAAUUAUCAAGGCCAAAACCCUCUACUAUUCCAGACUAAUCACCACCAGUCAAAGCAACACCAAAACUCUCUUCUCACUCCUCAGCAACAUCACCCAACCCAAAGUUUCCCUUCCCCCUCACUGUUACAGUGCCUCCUUUUGCGGCUCUAUAAUGAAAAUUUUUCACUGAAAAAGUUAAGAACAUUCACGAUGACCUUGCAUCAACCCCCAAUCCCAGCAUACAGUAUCUUCCGACUGGCACCCGUCCCCACACCCAUUCUCCUCCUUCCACCUCCCCAGCCCAUUUGAGAUCGCCGAACUCAUCCGGAAAUCCAGUCCAUCCACCUGCCAUCUGGACCCCAUGCCCACUCAACUAGUUAAACUCUGUUCACCCUCUCUGGUCCCGCUCAUCUCUGCUAUCAUCCACUCAUCCCUCACCUCUGGAAUUGUACCCGCUUCUUUCUAAACUGCCGCCGUUACGCCAAUCCUCAAGAAACCUGGUGCCGACCACUCCGACUUCAAUCACUUCCGCCCCAUAUCCAACCUCCCUUUCAUUUCCAAAAUCCUCGAAAGAACAGUCGCCUCACAACUCCACUCUCACCUAUCCCAGAAUAACCUUUAUGAACAGUUUCAAUCUGGUUUCCGCCCACUACACAGCACUGAAACAGCACUCGUUAAAAUAACCAGCGACCCCCUUAAUGGCAGCUGAUUCUGGCUUGCUCUCCAUCCUCAUCCUCCUACACCUAUCUGCAGCCUUUGAUACAAUUAGUCACACCACACUCCUCCACCGGCUUUCCACUAUUGGCAUCACCUGCACCCCGUUGAACUGGUUUUCUUCCUAUCUAUCUGAGCGCAGUCAAUAUAUGCAACUAAAGUUAUUUAAAUCCAGACCCUCCCCUGUAACCUCCGGUGUGCCUCAGGGCUCUGUCCUGGGGCCCCUACUCUUCAUCAUAUACCUACUUCCCCUUGGCAAUAUUUGUUGUAAAUUCAACAUCCAAUUUCACUGCUAUGCCGACGACACCCAACUCUACCUCACUUCUGAACCCUCCUCCUCUCACCCGCCCUCAUCUUUGACUGACUGUAUCACUGAAAUAAAAAUCUGGUUUACCCACAAUUUCCUAAAACUUAACAGUAAUAAAACUGAGGUGCUCCUCGUUGGCUCUCAAUUCACCAUCUCAAAAAAGCAUAACAUAUCCAUUACCAUUGACAACUCCACUGUUUCACCCUCCCCCCAAGUCAAGAGCCUAGGAGUAAUCCUCGACAACACACUUUCCUUUCAAUCGCACAUCAAUAACAUUACCCGGAUUGCCCACUUUACACACAAUAAUCACUUAGUUCUGGUCUUCUUAACUACCCCUAUAUCUCUUCUAGUAUUUUAAAUUUUCUCAUAAGUUAUAUACAUUCAUUUUGACUCUUUUAAUAUUUUUAAAUGUUUGUACGGUGACCUUGAGUGCCAGAAAGGCGCCUUUAAAUAAAAUGUAUUAUUAUUAUUAUUUUUCAACAGCAUACCAUCGGCAAAAAUCACAACUUUCCCCAAAGAAUCAAUAUCGUAUCGUCAUAAAACUUAAGAUUCCCACCCAUACUUUGUACCCGAAUGUCUCAUAAUAAGAAUGUGAAUCACUUUUUCAUCAGCACUGCUCCUAUAGAUGAAAACUCAAUGUAGCGUGUAAUAAAAGUGCUCCGAUACAACUUGCACGAGUCAUCAACACUGUCAUUUCCAGACUUUCAAAACCCCUCCCGAACCUAACACCCAUCCCACAAAAAAAACAUGUUGUGAAAUGGGAAUAAAUGUACCGAGGCACUGACUUAGCACUUCAUGUUUUAAUUAUAAAUGUAUUACAUAAUAUAACAAACGUAUCUUCGCGGCGACCACGUCCCCCGCGACGUCCGGUCGCGAGGGCUGUCGUCGGCCGCUGAAAAACUUCACAGUGCAAACAAGGAAAGGAAGAAAGAAAACAACCCAACUGUGAAAAAGUAAAUGCAAACCCUUCCAUGAUAAGAUCAGUGGGUGACCGGACCGCCGACGGGCAUCUUAAAAAGGUCACAGCGCACCUUCUUUUAGUAGAUUGUGCUUUGUUGAUUAGAAAAGAAGACGAGCUUUUGGACCUAUUAGCCCCAAAGUGAUGUGUCACAAUCGUGUUCUCAAAACUGCAAAAAACAGGAAAGCAAACGUUCGAAAAUUCGAUAAAACACAAGCCUGGAUUCAUGAAAAAGGGUCUGUCUGCGGCUCGGAAGAUGGGAAGCGUCACUGUCAUCGUUACUAGUAUCGGUACCGGUACCGAAAGGGUCUUAAAAAGACGUCAUCGGUUUCAGGGAGUACUAAGAAACAACUUUGCUGAUACUUUGCAAUACGUACUGCCAGAGAACUCAUUUCCAACCACUAGUUGCCCCAUCCAAGAUGGCCACCAGAUACGCACGUCGCUGUACAAAAACAGUAGUACUUGUCGCCCUUGCCAAGAGGAUGGUAGACGUCCAGUUGUGUGGCAUCAGAUCAUCUUUCUGUUUAGAAUUUAAUCUUAAGUAAAAGUAAAAUCCAUUUGAAGGAACUUCGCCCCUACCAACAUGGCUACUCUGAGGCCAUGUUGGUAGGGGCGAUGAAAGGUUCUGCUUUGAAUUGGAAUGAGUUUAUCACUAUGAGAUGUCUAAUCCAUUUGAAGUGGGAGGGUGAACAGGUAUAUUUUUCCCCAAAAACGUAUCGGUGCAAUAUCGGCAUUAUCGGUUGAACAAAAGAACUUAGCGGAAGCUAGCUAGCUAGUAGGUCAAUCAUAAUUUAUAAGAAUUAAGAACAGGUAUCAAGCUAGUUGGCCAAUGAUUUUUAAGCAUAAGAAUUUAGCCGAAGCUAGCGGAAGCAAGCUAGUUGGUCAAUCAUGAUUUAUAAGUACGAGAACUAAUUAAAAAAACAAAAACUAAGCCAACUGGCUUAUGAUUUUGAAGCACAAGAACUUAGCAGGAGUAGGCCAAUCAUGAUUGAUAAGAAGAACAAGUAUCAAGCUAGUUGGCCAAUGAUUUUUAAGCAUAAGAACUUAGCUGAUGCAAGCUAGUUGGUCAGUCAUGAUUUAUAAGUACGAGAACUAAUUAAAAAAACAAAAACUAAGCUUGCUGGCUUAUGAUUUUGAAGCACAAGAACAAAACAAUAAAAACUAAGCUAACUGGACGAUUAUUUUUUACCGCAAGAACUUAACGGAAGCUAGCUGUUAGGCCAAUCAUUAUUUAUAAGAACUAAGAACAAAAGCACAAGUGCGAAGCUAGUACGUCAAUGAUUUUUAAACAUAAGAACUUAGCAGAAACUAGCUUGUUGAUCAAUGAUUUUUAAACACGAGAAUUCAGCGGAAGCUAAUGGAAGCACGCUAGUUAGACAAUCAUGAGCAGGAGCUAGCUAGUUGGUCAAUCAUGAUUUAUAAACACGAGGACUAAAAAAUGAAAAUAAACUAAGCUUGCUGGUUUAUGAUUUUGAAGCACAAGAACUUAGUGGAAGCUAACUAGUAGGCCAAUCAUGAUUUAUAAGAACUAAGAACAAGUACCAAGCUAGUUGGAUCAUAAUUUUUAAGUGUAAGAACUUAGCGGAAGCUAGCAGAAGCAAGCUAGUUGGUCAAUCAUGAUUUAUGAGCACGAGGACUAAAAACAAACAAACAACAAAAAAAGAACUUAAGCUAGUUGGCUUAUGAUUUUGAAGCACAAGAACUUAGCAGAAGCUAGCUAGUAGGCCAUUCAGGAUUUAUAAUAACUAAGAACAAGUAAAAAGCUAGUUGGACAAUAAUUUUUAAGCAUAAGGACUUAGUGGAAGCUAGGUAGUUGGCCAAUCAUGAUUUAUAAUCACUAGAACUAAGAACAAAACAACAAAAACUAAGCUAGCUGGCCUUUUAUGAUUCAUAAGAACUAAGAACAAAAGAACAAGUACUAAGCUAGUUGGGCAAUUAUUUUUAAGUAUAGAGACUUAGCGGAAGCAAGCUAGUUAGUCAAUUGUCAUUUAUAAGCACGAGAACUAAAAAAAAAACAAAAAACAAAGCUAGCUGGCUUAUGAUUUUGAAGCACAAGAACUUAGCGGGAGCUAGCUAGUUGGCCAAUCAUAAUUUCUAAGCAUGAGAACAAGGACAAAAGAGCAAGAAACAGUGAUGUGUUCCCGUCUCGCAAGCCGCAGACAGUUACAAUUGGAUUUAUGUAUAUACACACAAACGCAUGUGGUGAGCAAGUCAGUGAGCUAUCAAACGCAGUUCUCAAGAUUUUCAGGAGAUGGCACCAUAUUAUUGAGUCAGUACAGCUCCAAAAAUGCUGCAACUAAUAGAUUCCUAAAGACAAAUAUACACGGAAAAGUAGUCUCUUUAUUAUUAUUAUUCUCUUUUUUUUUUUUGGCACGUGUCUCUUCUUUUUGUGGUUUCUUUCCCCCGUGUUGGAUCAACUCAAAUGUCAUAAAGGGCACACGGGAAGUGGAUUUUGGUGAACAAAGCAGUGGAAACAAUCGGUGGGAAGGUGAAUUAUACGUGACAACGUUGUUUCGAUGCAAAUGCGGGCAAAAGUCUUGGGACACGCGUUGUAAGUAUUUGGUUGUCAAUGUAGCUCUUUGUCAUACUUUUAGAGAAAUUGUAUUUUGGCUGCCAUUUACGGAGAACCAAUAAAUUAAUUAGAAAACGCAAUUUCUGGAGAACUUUUUUGGUUAGUUCAUGUUGAUUUUGGGGCUUCGUGAGUCGCUUCCUUUUAAUUUUAGAUUACUUUCUGUUCAUUUCAGUGUCAAUUCUGUUGAUUUUUGGUAUAUUUACAGGUCAAUUGUUGAUUUUGAGUCAACUCCUGUGGAUUUUGGGCAUUUCUGGGUGACUACCUUUUGAUUUUAGGGCAUUUUUGGUGAUUUCCUAUUGAAUUUGCGGCAUUUACAGGUCUCUUCUUGUAGACUUUAGGUCCAUCCCUGUUGAUUUUGGGGCAUUAUUGGGUCACUUCCCGUUAAUUUUAGGUCAUUUUCUGUUUAUAUUAAGUCACUUCUGUUGAUUUUGGGCAUUUCUGGGUGACCUCCAGUUGAUUUUAGGGCAUUGGUCGGUCAAGAUUUAUAAGCACGAGUACUUAAAAAUUUAAAAUAAAUAACGCAAAUAAAACUGAGCUAGCUGGCUUAUGAUUUUGAUCAAUCAUAAUUGAUAAGGCAAGGCAAGGCAGGAGGACAAAAAUGUUUG